Molecule: messenger RNA, 365 nt
Organism: Drosophila ananassae
Lineage: Eukaryota; Metazoa; Arthropoda; Insecta; Diptera; Drosophilidae
Product: chymotrypsin inhibitor SCI-III
Exons: 2
Coding region: 55-294 (79 amino acids)
Molecular function (GO): serine-type endopeptidase inhibitor activity
Source: RefSeq, a predicted model, not a curated record
CCAGCCCCUCGAUCCCACCUCAGUUCUAUUUGAAAAGUCGUGCUCGAAAUCAAUAUGAAAUUCCUUGCUGUGCUCGUUUUGGUUUGCUGCCUGUUGGGAGUGUCCCUGGCCAAUCUUAAGAAUCCAAUCUGUGGCGAGGAGUUUGGUACUAUGGGUAAAUGCCAAGGAAGAAGUCAAAAGUGGACUUACCGUCGUGACACCAACGAGUGUAUUCAGUUUUAUUAUACCGGCUGCAAUGGAAAUAAAAAUAACUUUGAAAACAAAAGGGCUUGCGAACAGGCCUGCAAAUUUUAAGAAACUAAUGGAAAUUAAUUACCACUGAAUCAUUUGUUAUUUUUAAUAAAUAAAGUGAUUUAAAGAUUGAA